Molecule: messenger RNA, 1378 nt
Organism: Marmota flaviventris (yellow-bellied marmot)
Lineage: Eukaryota; Metazoa; Chordata; Mammalia; Rodentia; Sciuridae
Source: the annotation of a RefSeq genome assembly
AUGCUAAAAAUCAUCAUUCCCACAAUCCUUCUUGCCCCCCUUAUAUGAUUCUCAAAACCCUCUAUAAUUUGAAUCAACCCCUCAAUUCAUAGUUUAAUAAUUAGCCUAAUUGUUCUUCUCACAUUAAAUCGUCCUACAAACACAGAUUUAAUUUUUUCACUAGCCUUCUUCACAGACCCUUUAUCCUCUCCUCUAUUAAUCUUAACAGCAUGACUACUACCUCUCAUAAUCAUGGCAAGCCAGAGUCACUUAACCCAAGAACCAUUAAUCCGAAAGAAACUGUAUAUUCUCAUAUUAAUCUCACUACAAUCCUUUCUAAUUAUAACUUUUUCCGCCACUGAACUAAUCAUAUUCUAUAUCCUAUUUGAAGCUACCCUAAUUCCUACACUCAUUAUUAUCACUCGAUGAGGAAAUCAAACUGAACGAUUAAAUGCAGGACUAUAUUUUUUAUUCUAUACCUUAGUAGGUUCUCUGCCCUUGUUAGUAGCAUUAAUUUAUAUUCAAAAAUCUACCGGAUCCUUAAACUUCAUUAUUUCAGUAUACCAGUCAUCUGUCCUCCCCAUAUCCUGAACAAAUCAUAUCCUAUGAUUAGCAUGUAUUAUAGCCUUUAUAGUUAAAAUACCCCUAUAUGGUUUACAUCUUUGAUUACCAAAAGCCCACGUCGAAGCUCCCAUCGCCGGCUCUAUAGUUUUAGCCGCUAUUCUACUAAAACUUGGCGGAUACGGAAUGAUCCGAAUUUCAACUCUUCUGCAUCCUGUCACAAGUAACAUAGCCUAUCCCUUUAUUAUACUAUCCUUAUGAGGUAUAAUUAUAACAAGUUCAAUCUGCUUACGACAAACAGACUUAAAAUCUCUCAUCGCUUACUCAUCAGUAAGUCACAUAGCAUUAGUAAUUGUAGCAAUUAUGAUUCAAACCCCCUGAAGCUUUAUAGGAGCCACAGCACUAAUAAUCGCUCACGGACUAACAUCCUCUAUACUGUUUUGUUUAGCAAACACCAACUAUGAACGAAUUCAUAGUCGAAUUAUAACAUUAGCUCGAGGCUUACAGUCUAUCCUCCCCCUCAUAGCAACAUGAUGAGUUCUAGCAACCCUGACCAAUCUGGCCCUCCCACCCUCCAUUAACUUAAUUGGUGAAUUAUUUAUUAUUAUAGCAUCAUUUACUUGAUCUAAUAUUUCAAUUAUCUUAACUGGAAUUAACAUAUUAAUCACAGCUCUCUACUCACUGUAUAUAUUAAUUACAACACAACAAGGAAAAUUCACAUAUCAUACAUUAAAUAUUAGCCCUUCCUUUACACGAGAAAAUACACUUAUAUUUCUUCACCUUUUUCCACUUAUCAUUCUAUCAACAAAUCCUACCAUUAUUCUGGGUCAUUUAUACU